AUGAAAUUUAGUGAACUUGAGCAACUUUGGGAUGGAGGCCAGGUCCUUAAGAAGUUAAAAGGAAUUGAUCUACGUUUUUCUCAUAAGUUGACUCGAAUUCCAGAUGUUUCUGCUUCUCCAGACCUUGAGAGGAUAAAUCUUGAGGGUUGUAAAUUUUUGCGUGAAAUUCCUUAUUCACGGAUUCAGCAAAAUCUUAACAACCUUAUUGAUGUCAAUUUCAGAUGCUGUGACAGCCUUCGAAAAGUUCCAGAUAGAAUAUUAGACGCGGCAUCUCUGAGAACUCUUUCUCUUAGCCCUCUUAACCUUCUUCCAACAGUGAUUACAUCUACGAGCCUGGAGUCUUUAAAUUUAUGUUCAAGUUUCAAUCCGGAGACUUCAUCAGUUGAUAACUGCGAACGACUUUCAAACCUAAGUGGUUUGAAUAAUCUGAACUCGUUGAGAGGGCUUAGCUUUCGAUUCUGCCCAAAUCUCAAGAAGCUUCCAGUGCUUCCAAGUAAUAUUGAGAAAUUGCAUAUUGGGGAGAUGACAAUAGAAGAACUGGACUUCCAAUCAAUUGAGGAUCUUAAACUUGAGAAGCUUUGCAUAUCUGAUUGCAUAAGUCUUAAAAGUUUACCACCUCGCAUUUUUGAGUUGAGGUUUCUCCGUGAUCUCAGUCUCUUUGGGUGCACAAAGCUGAAGAACCUUCCGGAUAUCCCCAAACCAAUGGAAAGCUUAACGGAUAUUUGCAUAAACGAAAUAAAUAUUAGAAAGCUUCCCUCGUCAUUUGGAAAUCUAAUUGGGCUUCGCUCACUACGUGCGCGUUCUUGUAGAUAUCUUAAGUUUGACCCAGAAAUCAUCUUUAACAUGCCUAAGCUUGCGGAUCUCAAACUUGUUCGCUGUCCAGAACUUAGAAGUUUUUCUUUCGCCGGUGUAGAUUUGGAAAACAUUGAUGUUGGGCACUCUUAUAUAAAGAAAAUCCCUGAAAGCAUCAAAGACGCUUCUAAGCUGAGAAUGCUUGAGUUAACUGAUUGCAGUGAUCUUCGUUCUAUACCGGCUCUUCCGUUGAGUCUAGAAUAUCUUGAUGCAAGAGGAUGCACAUUGUUGGAGGAGGUGUCAAUAUCAGAAGGAGCACUCACACAAGAGCUUGAGAAUAAUUAUCCUAUUACAAAGAAUACUUCAAUAUUCUAUAAUUGCUCGAAAUUGGGUCAAAAGGCACUGGACAACAUUAUAACUGAAUUCCAGCGUAGAGUUCUGCGCAUGGCUACCCGAUUUGCAUCCCUAGGACAUCAGGAAGAAAAUCUUCAAGUUUGUACAUGUUGUCCUGGAAAUGAAAUUCCAGAGUGGUUCGAUCAUCAAGCGGAGGGAUGUCGGAUUGAGUUCCCGCUUCCCCAUAACAACUUCUUGGGAGGAGAAAUACAAUUGCAUCCAGUGGGAUGA
Molecule: messenger RNA, 1416 nt
Organism: Morus notabilis
Lineage: Eukaryota; Viridiplantae; Streptophyta; Magnoliopsida; Rosales; Moraceae
Product: disease resistance-like protein CSA1
Exons: 4
Coding region: 1-1416 (471 amino acids)
Biological process (GO): defense response to fungus
Source: RefSeq, a predicted model, not a curated record